Molecule: messenger RNA, 789 nt
Organism: Colletotrichum lupini
Lineage: Eukaryota; Fungi; Ascomycota; Sordariomycetes; Glomerellales; Glomerellaceae
Exons: 7
Coding region: 1-789 (262 amino acids)
Source: RefSeq, a predicted model, not a curated record
AUGUGCGGCCCAGAUACCUGCACCAAGCCCCGAGGCGGCGCUUUGGCUGUUCUCAACCAACCUUGCAGCCAGCACAGCCCGACAACACCGAAACAGCGCCUUCGCGGAGAUCUCGCUUUUCAUACGCCUGGUCAACCGGGAUGCUCUUUGGCGACCCAUGCACGAAUCACAGGCGGCGAAGGUUGCGAUUUACAGUCGUUGUCCGAGAUGAUUGUCGUGAUACAUCAGUCCGGUGACCUCACUCGUAAACUUGAAGAUUGCGGCUUGUUCGAAUGCUUCGCCUUCUCCGGUGCCUCGAUCCUCGAGAACGGUUCUAUACUGGAGUUGGCGUUGAAAAGGCCAGUCUCGCUGGAAGUCGGCGAUGAUGGCAUCAUUGGCCGUAGAGUUUCUGUCUUUCCAGGAACAGGAAUGGAUCAUGCAUGCGCCGAGGGCAUCGUUGGCUUCAAUUUUGUCCACGCAUUCGAGAUUGGCGUUCAGUAUUCAUUUAUGAUUUUAGUUCGUGGACUACCUUGGACUUUCCAUGCACUCUGUGUCUCCGGAUACUCGAAUCUAGACACAUCGAUUCACGAGACAUACGACACACCCAUCUGUGUUUCCAAUUUACUCGCGAUUCUCUUCAUUCAAUGGCCUUACCUCACAUUACCGAAACAUCCUCGCGCGUGGCCGUUUGGGCUUUUAAGUACCAAGACACCUUCGGCCAAGAACGCCGAAGCUCUAUCUUCAAGAUGCAUUAGCAUCUUGCUACAUCUUCGACCAUUGUCGGUGACAGGAAUAUCCGAGAAACCAUGA